Molecule: messenger RNA, 5759 nt
Organism: Oncorhynchus kisutch (coho salmon)
Lineage: Eukaryota; Metazoa; Chordata; Actinopteri; Salmoniformes; Salmonidae
Product: ras-related protein Rab-15
Exons: 6
Coding region: 426-1064 (212 amino acids)
Biological process (GO): Rab protein signal transduction
Molecular function (GO): GTPase activity; GTP binding
Source: RefSeq, a predicted model, not a curated record
UCAUAUUGCUCGCGCGCUCUAUCUAGUGCCCGUUAGACUUUUGAAACCGGAUUUGACCCCAUCCUCGUGCGUUGACGGUAAUAUCGAGAGAGGAAAUAGGAUGCUGCGGAGCGCGCAUCCCCCGUCACCGCGCCCAUCAGAAAGGAGGAGAGGGCUGUGGAUGGAGGGAAUCUGGUCCCUUCUCAUAUAACUACUCUUUGUUACCAAAAGAGACCGCUCCAGGGUUGAUAGAAGAAAAGACUGGUUCGAGCUUUCUCUCCCGUUUUUCGAAAGAAAAUUAGAAGACUACUUUAUAUUUUGGACAGACAUGGGCUGGGUUGUAGAUGGGUUGGGUUUAGGGUAGAUAUGGGCUGGGUUGUAGGUGUGUUGUGUUUGGUAAUUCGUUGCUGAGUUAGCUGGCUUGCUGUUCUUAUUUCUAAGACGCUAUGGCUAAGCAGUAUGAUGUGCUCUUCCGACUCCUGCUUCUCGGUGAUUCGGGGGUUGGGAAAACAUGUUUAUUAUGCAGAUUCACGGACAACGAAUUUCACCCGUCUCACAUCUCCACAAUCGGAGUCGAUUUUAAAAUGAAGACACUGGAGAUAGAUGGCAUCAAAGUUAGGAUACAGAUAUGGGACACAGCAGGACAGGAGAGAUAUCAGACCAUCACUAAGCAGUACUACAGACGAGCACAGGGAAUCUUCCUGGUUUACGACAUCACAAGUGAGCGAUCCUUCCAGCACAUCAUGAAGUGGGCCAGCGAUGUGGACGAGUAUGCUCCUGAUAACAUCCAGAGGAUCCUCAUAGGGAACAAGUCAGACGAGGAGGAGAAGAGGCAGGUAGCUACAGAACAGGGCAACAAGCUGGCCAAGGAUUAUGGGAUGGACUUCUUUGAGACAAGUGCCUUCACCAACCAUAACAUAACAGAGUCCUUCACGCGAUUGGCUGAGCAGGUCCUGUCGGCCAAUAAGAAGGACCUGGACCUCCUGAGGGCGUCGGUCACAGACGAGCUCAACCUCACCGCCCUGGAGGAGGAGGAGGGCAUCACAGACGGGGCCGCCGCCUCACAGAAGAGCUGCUGGUGUUAAGGGCCUGGUCAAAAGUAGGGAACUAAAUAGGGAAUAAGGUGAGAAAAGUAGGGAACUAUAUAGGGAAUAGGGUGAGAAAAGUAGGGAACUAUAUAGGGGAUAGGGUGAGAAAAGUAGGGAACUAUAUAGGGAAUAGGGUGAGAAAAGUAGGGAACUAUAUAGGGAAUAGGAUGAGAAAAGUAGGGAACUAUAUAGGGAAUAGGGUGAGAAAAGUAAGGAACUAAUAUAAGGAAUAGGGUGAGAGAAGUAGGGAACUAUAUAGGGAAUAGGGUGAGAGAAGUAGGGAACUAUAUAGGGAAUAGGGUGAGAGAAGUAGGGAACUAUAUAGGGAAUAAGGUGAGAGAAGUAGGGAACUAUAUAGAGAAUAGGGUGAGAGAAGUAGGGAACUAAUAUAGGGAAUAGGGUGAGAGAAGUAGGGAACUAUAUAGGGAAUAGGGUGAGAGAAGUAGGGAACUAUAUAGGGAAUAGGGUGAGAGAAGUAGGGAACUAUAUAGGGAAUAGGGUGAGAGAAGUAGGGAACUAUAUAGGGAAUAGGGUGAGAGAAGUAGGGAACUAAUAUAGGGAAUAGGGUGAGAGAAGUAGGGAACUAUAUAGGGAAUAGGGUGAGAGAAGUAGGGAACUAUAUAGGGAAUAGGGUGAGAGAAGUAGGGAACUAUAUAGGGAAUAGGGUGAGAGAAGUAGGGAACUAUAUAGGGAAUAGGGUGAGAGAAGUAGGGAACUAAUAUAGGGAAUAGGGUGAGAGAAGUAGGGAACUAUAUAGGGAAUAGGGUGAGAGAAGUAGGGAACUAAUAUAGGGAAUAGGGUGCCACUUCUCCUUAUGUAAGGACUGGGUCUGGCUGCGUUUAAAAUCACACCCUAUUCCUUAUGCGAGCUCUGCUUGAAGGUAGUGCACUUUGUAGGGAAUAGAGUGACAAAAGUGAUGCCCUAUGUAGGGAAUAGAGUGACAAAAGUGAUGACCUAGGUAGGGAAUAGAGUGACAAAAGUGAUGCCCUAUGUAGGGAAUAUGGUGGGAGGGGGAGGGGGGGGGGUGACACUUCUCGUAGCUGAUUGCCUUUCUACCAUUGUAGGUGGUGUACUGGUGUUUGAUAGGUUUUUACCAGUGAUGUUUGUAAAACCCUGGAUUGCUAAUGCUAUGUAUUGGCCAAUGAGAUGCUUUGAAGUCACCGGUCGGCCAUAUUGGCUCUCCUCAGAAAAGCAGUCCUCUAGGAAUGAAUGGAAUUCUACAGUAUUUCAUUGAAAUGUUUCAAGGACAAAAUUACAUGUAUUUAAGUAUUUUUUUGUUAUAGUGGGAACAGUAAUAUCAGUACUUAAUUUAAUUUUUAGUUUUUUUAUUCUCUAUAUUUUUUGGUAUGUUUAGCUCACACAAUAUAAUUUAAAAGUAUGCUUUAAGUUGUCUGUAAUAGAAUAAAUGUGGCAAAAACAAAUAUAGACAUUUAUAAAUACAUUUCUAUAUCUUCCUAGGUAUUUUUUUUUACACUGGUGGGGGAGUACCAAGAUGGAGGCGCGGUGGCUUCAAAACAGUGCCCCUUUAUCAGUCAUCUAGAAAGCAUAGUGGUUUUUCAUGGUAUUUUUCAUUGUAGUUCAUAGAUUUCGGCACCAGACGGUGCUACUGAUACAUGCUGCGUUGCUAUAUGAAGCCGAUACACUGCAGAGCUGUUGAUGAAGGGGGUCACGACACAUUACACACACUGUUCUACUGUAGUGAGUCUCAAAUCACACUGCUCGGCUCUGCUCAGACCUACUGCACUAUAGGGGAUAGGGUGUCGUUUGUAGUGCAGACAAUGUUCCGUUUAGUUUUAGCUUUACAAAUUGUGUUUCUCAAUACAACUUUCCAUGAUCAUGUCCGUUAGUUUAAUGUUAGUUUAAAGCUAUGAGCAUUAACAAGGCCUGGAAAAAGGUGUUGACUUUUAAUUUCGAUGCUCUAGAAAUAUUCCAUCUGUGAUUCUAUCUAUGAUGACAUAUUUAGUUUGCUUCAGGUUUACGCCAUAUUAUCCACUAGAUAGCUGCUGUUUCCGGAGUAGCCCAUCGAAUGGAAACUUAGAAACGUAUCAUCCAGACUAGCAAAGGACCAGCAAGAGAUGUGUCAUGUGUCCGACGUCCGUCCUCAUCUUCUUCUGUCUUGCAACUUCAAUGAAGUUAAUUAUUUAACUGUUCAUGAUACCCCUAUAUCCCUCGUUUAGCCUUUUGACCCGAUUGGCUAUAGGAACUGAUCUUAGGACUGACCUCUACUGUCUGCAGCUACUGACUCAAUGUUACUACCGCUACUGUCAAGAACUACUGUUUGUGUGCAAGUGAUAAUAAGGUAUGUCGUUUUGAAUGAAAUACAGGACUAUGAUCUCUAAGGGUGAAAUACAGGACUAUGAUCUUAAAGGGUGAAAUACAGGACUAUGAUCUCUAGAUACAGGACUAUGAUCUCUAGAUACAGGACUAUGAUCUCUAGAUACAGGUGGAAUACAGGACUAUGACCUCUAAGGGUAAAAUACAGGACUAUGAUCUCUAGAUACAGGACUAUGAUCUCUGAUACAGGACUAUGAUCUCUGAUACAGUUGAAAUACAGGACUAUGAUCUCUGAUACAGCUGAAAUACAGGACUAUGAUCUCUGAUACAGGUGAAAUACAGGACAAUGAUCUCUAGAUACAGGACUAUGAUCUCUGAUACAGGACUAUGAUCUCUAGAUACAGGUGGAAUACAGGACUAUGAUCUCUAGAUACAGGUGGAAUACAGGACUAUGAUCUCUAGAUACAGGUGAAAUACAGGACUAUGAUCUCUGAUACAGUUGAAAUACAGGACUAUGAUCUCUGAUACAGCUGAAAUACAGGACUAUGAUCUCUGAUACAGGUGAAAUACAGGACAAUGAUCUCUGAUACAGGACAAUGAUCUCUAGAUACAGGACUAUGAUCUCUGAUACAGGACUAUGAUCUCUAAGGGUGAAAUACAGGACUAUGAUCUCUGAUACAGGACUAUGAUCUCUAAGGGUGAAAUACAGGACUAUGAUCUCUGAUACAGGACUAUGAUCUCUAAGGGUGAAAUACAGGACUAUGAUCUCUAGAUACAGCUGAAAUACAGGACUAUGAUCUCUAGAUACAAGUGAAAUACAGGACUAUGAUCUCUAAGGGUGAAAUACAGGACUAUGAUCUCUAGAUACAGGUGAAUUACAGGACUAUGAUCUCUGAUACAGGUGAAAUACAGGACUAUGAUCUCUAAUGGUGAAAUACAGGACUAUGAUCUCUAAUGGUGAAAUAUAGGACUAUGAUCUCUGAUACAGCUGAAAUACAGGACUAUGAUCUCUAAGGCUGAAAUACAGGACUAUGAUCUCUAAGGGUGAAAUACAGGACUAUGAUCUCUAAGGCUGAAAUACAGGACUAUGAUCUCUAAGGCUGAAAUACAGGACUAUGAUCUCUAAGGGUGAAAUACAGGACUAUGAUCUCUAAGGCUGAAAUACAGGACUAUGAUCUCUAAGGGUGAAAUACAGGACUAUGAUCUCUAAGGGUGAAAUACAGGACUAUGAUCUCUGAUACAGCUGAAAUACAGGACUAUGAUCUCUAAGGCUGAAAUACAGGACUAGGAUCUCUAAGGCUGAAAUACAGGACUAUGAUCUCUAAGGCUGAAAUACAGGACUAUGAUCUCUAAGGGUGAAAUACAGGACUAUGAUCUCUAAGGGUGAAAUACAGGACUAUGAUCUCUAAGGGUGAAAUACAGGAAUAUGAUCUCUAAGGGUGAAAUACAGGACUAUGAUCUCUAAGGGUGAAAUACAGGACUAUGAUCUCUAAGGGUGAAAUACAGGACUAUGAUCUCUAAGGGUGAAAUACAGGACUAUGAUCUCUAAGGGUGAAAUACAGGACUAUGAUAUGAUCUCUAAGGGUGAAAUACAGGACUAUGAUCUCUAAGGGUGAAAUACAGGACUAUGAUCUCUAAGGGUGAAAUACAGGACUAUGAUCUCUAAGGGUGAAAUACAGGAAUAUGAUCUCUAAGGGUGAAAUACAGGACUAUGAUCUCUAAGGGUGAAAUACAGGACUAUGAUCUCUAAGGGUGAAAUACAGGACUAUGAUCUCUAAGGGUGAAAUACAGGACUAUGAUCUCUAAGGCUGAAAUACAGGACUAUGAUCUCUAAGGCUGAAAUACAGGGUGAAAUACAGGACUAUGAUCUCUAAGGGUGAAAUACAGGGUGAAAUACAGGACUAUGAUCUCUAAGGCUGAAAUACAGGGUGAAAUACAGGACUAUGAUCUCUAAGGGUGAAAUACAGGACUAUGAUCUCUAAGGCUGAAAUACAGGACUAUGAUCUCUAAGGGUGAAAUAUAGGACUAUGAUCUCUAAGGGUGAAAUACAGGACUAUGAUCUCUAAGGCAGAAAUACAGGACUAUGAUCUCUAAGGGUGAAAUACAGGACUAUGAUCUCUAAGGGUGAAAUACAGGACUAUGAUCUCUAAGGGUGAAAUACAGGACUAUGAUCUCUAAGGGUGAAAUACAGGACUAUGAUCUCUAAGGGUGAAAUACAGGACUAUGAUCUCUAAGGGUGAAAUACAGGACUAUGAUCUCUAAGGGUGAAAUACAGGACUAUGAUCUGUGAUGAUGAAAUGUAUAUCUGUGCUGUUUGAUCAUAACUACUUGAAUUACAUUUGGUGGAAAUACAUAAGGAGGAACGUUGUAAUACUUUCAGAUGUUUAUUGAAUAAAUACUGGCAGAUGUAUGACUCAU